This is a messenger RNA of Rotaria socialis, 1443 nucleotides long. NCBI's taxonomy places the organism in Eukaryota, Metazoa, Rotifera, Eurotatoria, Philodinida, Philodinidae. The record is from the annotation of a GenBank genome assembly.
AUGUCUAAUAUUGAAGAAGAAUUCUUAAAGAUCGAAAAAGAAUGUGCUUGGAAUACAAUAUUUAAUAAAAUUGCGAAUGAUCAUUAUAUGAAAACAUCCCACAAAAAAUAUGAUACUGCGCUGUUCAAUGUAAACCGUGCAUUAAAUCGAUUUCGUGAUGUUUUACCAUACGAUGAUACACGUGUUUGUUUAACACAAGGUUCAAAUGAUUAUAUCAACGCAAGUUAUGUUCAAGUACCUGCUGCCAAUCGAAAAUACAUUCUUACACAAGGACCCCUUCAAACAACAUCAGGGCAUUUUUGGCAAAUGGUUUGGGAACAAAAUAGUCGCGUUAUUAUUAUGUUAACUCAUUUAGUAGAAAAAGGAUGUAAUAAAUGUUGGUUAUAUUAUCCGGAUUAUCAAAAUGAUAGUGAAAUAAAAUUUGAUGAUGUAGAUUUGAAAGUAACAUUCAUAUCCGACAGACAGUAUCGAUAUUAUACUCAAAGAAAAUUCGAACUAAUAAAUCUUUCAACAGGUGAAUCUCGUCCUAUAAUUCAUUGGUCCGAUUUUGAUUGGCCAGACCAUGGUGCUCCAAAGAAUCCAGAACCAUUUUUGCAAUUACUUGGCGAUGUCCGUCAUUGCGGUGCUUUUGAUGUUCGAUAUGGUCCACCGAUUCUUCACUGUAGUGCUGGUAUUGGUCGAUCGGGUACAUUUGUACUUGUUGAUUCAAUUUUAAAAAUGUUGCCUCAUACACAAACACCUAGUGAUGUAUCAUUAAUGGAUGUUCUCGCUCAUAUUCGUAUGCAACGUUAUGGAUUAAUUCAAACACCAGAACAAUUAAGGUUUUCGUAUAUUGCUGUUAUUGCUGGUUUGAAAAUUCUCAAUGAAAUCGAACAAACAGAAGGAUCAUUUAUAGAAUGUAGUUUUAAUUUAUCAAGUGACAGUGAAAGCGAUGAUGAUGACAAAAAUAAUUUUAAUUCUAAAAGAUAUCCAAAAGUAUGUCGCAGACAAGAUAAUGUAAUGCCAAAUGGCCGUUUAAGUGACGUGUUUGAAGAUAUCAAUUGUGAAUUAAUCAAAAGAGUUGAUUCAAAUGCAAGUAGUUAUCAACCUUCGCCAAAAUCAACGCGUCGUUUACAAUCAAUGUCGGGAUCAAAAUUAUCAUCCGAAGAUUUAAAACAAUUAUCUUCACCAUCAAAAAUUGUUACUCCACAUGAUGUAGAAACAUCUCUACGCCUUCGUCAGGAACGUUUAACACGUAAUGACGCUAUUGGAAAAAAAGUCAAUGAGAUGAAAACAAAAUUACGCGAACAAUCUUCUUCUAUGUUCACAAAUAAUGAUGGAACAUCGCUGUUCAAACUCUUGACAACGAAAUAUCGUCGUCCGGUAUUUAUUGGUAUAUUAACAUUAUUUACUGGUUCAUUGAUGUUAUAUAAGUAUACUUCGAAUAAUGAUCGUAAUCAUUGA